Molecule: messenger RNA, 363 nt
Organism: Eimeria acervulina
Lineage: Eukaryota; Apicomplexa; Conoidasida; Eucoccidiorida; Eimeriidae
Exons: 4
Coding region: 1-363 (120 amino acids)
Source: RefSeq, a predicted model, not a curated record
AUGGCUCACCCCUGGUUAUGGAAGAAGGGGACUGUUAAGUAUUCAAACGAACGUCUUGGCGCACGAGGUGUUGGCUUUUCUUUACAAAAGGUUCAGGCAGGUCACAGGCGGUUGACGAACGAGGAAGAUCAGAUUGUUUUUGGUGCAAGAAGCCUACACCGGCCGAUUGGACAGCGUUGCGGAAGCGCCGACUCAGGAAGUGCGUUUUCAAUUCAAGACGAUUUUGAGUUGGCUGUCGUCAACCGCCCUCCUCAAGACGUUGAACGGGGUGUGCAUUGGCAGUGGCUCAGAACGCAAGUUUCCAGCACCGCUAGAGGUGACGGUUUUGGCCUGUAUUGCGGGAGUGUAGGGGUUAAGUUGUAG